AUGAAUAAUUACGAUUUAGCCGAUCCUCAGUUCAACCAAUGUAAUAAAAUUGAUAUUUUAUUAGGUGCAGAUGCCUACAGUUGCAUAUUAAAAGAAGGCAUAAUGAGAGGUCCAGAUAGAGGUUUAAUUGCGCAAAACACCAGCAUAGGAUGGAUAUUAUCAGGUGCUGUAAACAGAUCAAACGAUAUUUCAUAUAGGACAAAUUCUAAUAUAACAGUAAUGCAUACCCAAAUGAAAGAAGAUGAGAUUCUCAAACGAUUUUGGGAAAUCGAAGAACAAAUUAAUAAUAAAAAGAUGCUUACUCCAGAUGAACAAAAAUGUGAAGAAUUCUAUAAAACUACUACCUCGAGGCAAGAAGAUGGAAGGUACGUAGUAAGAUUGCCGUUCCGUAUCGAAGAUCCUCAAUUCGAAAAUACACGUGCUAUAGCUGAAAUGAAAUUUAAGUCAUUAGAAAAAAGAUUACAAAAGAAUAAAAAAUUAAAACAACAAUAUACAGAUGUAAUAAAUGAAUACUUACAGUUAGAUCAUAUGAGGCCUGUAAAAGAGGGUGACAACAAAAAGAAAGUGGCGGUUUACUUACCUCAUCACGCUGUUAUUCGAAACGACAAAACCACAACCAAAGUUCGAGUAGUAUUUAAUGCCUCUGAAAAAUACGGUAAAGAUGUUUCGUUAAAUGAUACCUUGAUAGCUGGUCCAACGUUGCAGGCUGAUUUGAGAUACACAGUGAUGAAAUGGAGGGUUUAUCCUAUUGGUCUCGUGGCUGAUAUUGUUAAAAUGUAUCGCCAGAUAAGGAUAGCUGAAAAAGACACUAUGUACCAAAGAAUACUAUGGCGAAAAGACCCUAAAGAAGAAAUUAAGGAUUACGAGUUGCUAACGGUCACAUUUGGUACGGCUUCAGCACCAUACCAGGCAGUUAGAACUCUGCACCAGAUCGUGUAUGAUGAAGGUGAAAAAUACUCAAACGCUGCUGAUAGGGUUUUAAAUAGUUUCUACAUGGAUGAUUUGAUGACAGGAUGCUAUAGUAUUGAGGAGGGUGUAGAAAUAUAUAAAGAAAUGACAGAAUUAUUAGGAAAAGGUGGAAUGUUAUUACAAAAGUGGAAUAGUAAUGAUCAGGAGCUAUUAAAAAGGAUAAGUUCAGUAGGAAUUGAAAAAGAUCUAAGGAAAGCGGAUACAGCAAAAAUAGAAACUAAAGCAAAACAAGGACAAAUAGGAAAUGACAAGGAAAGGGUUAUAGAGGAUAAGGAUGUAGAUAUAAAAAUAGAUAACAUUAUUAAGAUUUUAGGACUUACUUGGAACCGUAGUAAAGACACAUUCCAGUACACGGUGAAUCUCCCGCAGCUAACAAAUACACCUGUAACAAAAAGAGCUGUAAUUUCAGACAUAGCAAGAUUAUUUGAUCCUCUGGGAUGGUUGGCUCCAAGCAUCGUGUUAGCAAAAAUAUUUAUUCAAAAAUUAUGGCUUGCAGGAAUCGGUUGGGAUGAACAAUUAAGCACGGAUCUGGUACAAGAAUGGCAUACUUACCGUCAGGAACUAUCUCUUCUUACCAAGGUUAUGCUACCACGAUGGCUUGGCACUAACCCAAACGAUGAUCUUGAGCUUCACGGGUUCUGUGACGCUUCCAAGACUGCCUAUUCAGCGGUAGUAUACUUGCGAAUGAUUGAUGUCACAGGUAAGAUCAAGGUUGCUUUGUUGGUGGCGAAAACUAGAGUUGCUCCUAUCAAGCAGAUCAGUAUUCCUCGCUUAGAAUUGUGUGGGGCAGUUCUUCUUUCAAAGUUGUUGAUAGAAACCGCAGAAGUAUUGAAGGUCUCAUCCAAUAAACUUUACGCUUGGACGGAUUCCACUAUUGUUUUGGCUUGGCUUAACAGUCACCCAAGCAGAUGGAAGACAUUCGUGGCAAAUCGCACGUCAGAAAUAUUGUCAUCCAUGCAACCAACUCAGUGGUUUCAUGUGUCAACCACAGAAAACCCAGCAGACGGUGCUUCACGAGGAGUUUUACCCAGCUUACUUCUUGGGGAUACACUAUGGUUUUCUGGACCGACAUUUCUAAGGGCAAAAUUAAAUAUAAAAAGUAAAAGAUCAGAAGAAUUUAAAACAGAAUUAGAACAAUCAGUUAAAGUUCACGUUGCAGUAACAUCAACUAACGAUUGUGACAUAUUUACAAGAUUUUCAUCUUUAUCUAAACUUCUUAGAGUAAUAGCAUAUUGUCGUCGUUUCUUGAAUAAACGAUCUAUCAAAACAGAGUAUUUACAGAAGAAAGAAAUAGACCAGGCAUUAGAAUGCUGUAUUAGAAAAACUCAAGAAAGGAUAUUUACAGAAGAAUACACGCAAUUACAGGAGAAAGGAUUUUUACAACUAAAAUCAAGUAAAUUAAAGUCGCUCUGCCCUUAUUUAGACGAUAAAGGUUUGAUUAGGAUUCAAGGGAGGUUAGAAAAGUCUUCUUUAAAUGAGGAAAUGAAGCACCCAAUAGUGUUACCAAACAAUGCUCAUUUUACUCACCUUAUAAUAGACGACGCACAUACUAAAACCCUUCAUGGAGGUCCUCAGCUGAUGCUGAACUAUUUAAGAACAGCCUAUUGGAUCCUUGGAGUUAGGAAUUCGGUGAAGCAACACGUUCGAAAAUGUGUAACAUGUGCCAAACAAAGAGCCAGUACCAAGGCUCAAUUGAUGGGCGACUUACCGUCUGUCAGAUGCACUCCUGCGAGGCCAUUCUUGCAUAGUGGGGUUGACUAUGCGGGCCCUAUAAAUGUUAGGACGACGAAAGGGCGUGGUCACCAUUCGUAUAAGGGCUAUAUAUGUUUGUUUGUUUGUAUGUCUACUCGCGCUUUGCAUCUCGAAGUAGUUAGCGAUAUGAGCACACAAGCAUUUCUAGCAGCAUUUAGACGAUUUGUGGCUAGACGGGGUCAUUGUGCUAAAUUAUAUAGCGAUAACGGCACCAAUUUUGUAGGUGCUGCUAGAGAAUUGCAACAAUUAACACAUUGCCAGGCUUCUAUAGCAAAACAUUUAGAGGCUAAUAAUACAGAAUGGCAUUUCAUUCCUUCUCAUGCACCUAAUUUUGGGGGUCUGUGGGAGGUAGGAGUGAAAUCUACCAAAUUUCACCUAAAAAGGGUCAUCGGUGAUGCAACACUCACCUAUGAGGAGCUAACAACUCUUCUUAACCAAGUUGAAGCGUGUCUAAAUUCGCGACCGAUUAGUGUGAUUAACCUGAAUGAUCCUGACGAACCGAUACCAUUGACACCGGGACAUUUUUUAAUAGGAGAACCAUUAAUAUCAAUUCCAGAAUAUAAGGAUUAUGAAAGUUCAAAUGUAUAUUCUCUAACACGUUGGCAAUUUGUUCAACGGAUGCUGCAAUCAUUUUGGAGACGCUGGUCUCAAGAAUAUUUAAGCAACUUGAUGCAUCGAUACAAAUGGUCUUCUAAAACUCAAGAACCGAAGGUCGGAGACAUAGUUCUCAUAAAGGAAGACAAUUUGCCCCCUAGUCGAUGGUUAAUGGGUCGUAUUUUGGAAAAGCAUCCCGGUGAUGAUAAAGCCUCCGGUGGGGCCCCCGGAAGGAUCAGUGUGGACUCAAUGAGAGUCGGAUAUGACAAAGGCAACGUAUCAGACAGGUACGGGUGUCUAAAGGCCUCACUGAACAACGAGGUCAUUAUAUACGAAGACAGGGGGGAGGAUCUAGGCUACCUAAAACCCAAGAUUAGGACAUCUAAACUCCCCGCAUCGCCGGCUCUUGAAGAGCCCACACCCAGUGGAUCGGAGCGCCUACAGAAACAGGUCGAGGCCCAAAAGGCUGAGUUAAGCAAUCGGACAAAAGCCACACCGAAACCGAGCCUGAUGUUGAUGGCGAAGUUUAUCCAAUCGACGAUCUCCCCAAAACGAGGCAAAAAACCGCCCCAUUUGUCCCCCAAUCAGGUCGAUACAAGAGAGCGGCAAAUUAAGGCGUUGAAAAGGUUCACCGAGGACGAAAGUUCGAAGCACCCGGAGGCGCCACCAACUGUUCGAACAAGGGCCGAUAUGGGGCAAGUAACACCACCAAAACUUCGACCAGCGUCCACACCGUCUGAACACCCGCAAAAUGCCCUUACCGAGUUCCUGGCCAUAACAAAGGAGUUAGCCACUGAGCUGGAGCCUGUUUCAUCCUUACUGGUCUUACAGGUGCAUGUGCAACUUGAUCAGUUCAGUAGUCAAUGA
Messenger RNA from Melitaea cinxia (Glanville fritillary), 4182 nucleotides. RefSeq lists its product as uncharacterized. Gene Ontology annotation, biological process: DNA integration. Gene Ontology annotation, molecular function: nucleic acid binding. Bases 1 to 4182 code for a protein of 1393 amino acids. NCBI's taxonomy places the organism in Eukaryota, Metazoa, Arthropoda, Insecta, Lepidoptera, Nymphalidae. The transcript has 3 exons. The record is from RefSeq and is a predicted model, not a curated record.